This is a messenger RNA of Effrenium voratum, 2089 nucleotides long. Lineage: Eukaryota; Dinophyceae; Suessiales; Symbiodiniaceae. The record is from the annotation of a GenBank genome assembly.
UGUGAGUUACAAAUGUAUGGGCCAUGCGCCUGCAAUGGACGCCGGCGAACUGCCAAGCUGGGUCCAGGCGGGCGCCACAUGUCGAUGGUGGUCGCAGUCACAAAACACGUAUCAUCAGGUGGUCGUGACAUCCAUCGAUGUCAUCAGAAGGAGAGUUGUUGUGCACUUCUCUGCGAACAACACGGUGUGGAAGUCCGUGGCGUUCUCCCAGAUCGGAGUCAACGGACCUUUGCGCCCGCUGGAUGCCGGGAAUGCAAAGCCAACAACUCCAGAGGCUCGGAAGGCAGAGCGCACUGAUGGCACUGCAACACCACCCUGGUAUGAUCAGCUCAACGUGGCCGAAACUCGUCAGGAGGUUUUGCAGGUAAUCAAGCAGAAGGAAGAAACACAAGUGGCCACGCAGGAGAGAAGGCGAUUCCUAUGGCAGCAGGAGCUGCAAAGGAGAGCUGACGAGGAGAGGAGACAUCGAGAAGAGGAGCGCCGAGCUCGAGAAGCUGCGGCAGAGCGCGAGAGGCUCCGCAUCUUGGAGAAGUUGAAGAAGGAAAGAGAGGAAGAGCAGCUCAGGCAGUUUGAAGUCCUCCUGCUGAGCAAGGAAGAUGAGGUCUCCAGAAAAGCCAAUGCCAUAUGGAGGCAGCGCGAGGAAGUUGCGCGGAGGCAGAGAUACGAAGAGGAGCAGCAGCAAUUUGACGAGGAACAAAGAAUGCUGACUCAAAGGCUAAUCGAGGAAAGAGCAUCAAGGCCAAGGAUCGCUUUUGGCGUCAAGACUCGAGAGCCUGCGAAGGCAACCAUUCCGCAGCCGGUGAAGGCAGCAGCACCUGAACAAGACAGGCCUGACUGGGAUUCUUGGGGCUCGGACGCUUGGCAGGAGCCAGAGAGCAUGACGCAGCCCAGCCCGCAGUCGCGCUUGGCACCACAUCACUUGCCGAUCAAUGCAAACAUGAACUACCCCAAGUCUGCGCCAGCUUGGAAUCCACCUGGACAGACACCAUCUCCACCGGCUCGGCCAACUGCUGCGACUACUGUAGCAGCAAAAGAGUGGUAUGCCUUGCAGAUUCGGACAAUCUACCAAAAGCACAACCCGGAUAAACUUGCCGAUGUGCCUCACCUAAUGCAAAAGUAUGCCGGCUGCGAAGAGGAGAUGUACGAUAGGAUUUGUGAGAAGUAUGGUGUGCGCCCAGCUGCUCCGCCAGAGAACUUAAGACCAUUCCGGCAGCUGCCAGCGCCGGCGCCGCCGAAGGAGGAGCCCAAGGAGGCAGUGGGCUUUGCGCGAAAAGCAGGUGCUCCAGCCCCGAAGGACACGCACGCGCCAUCAACCUCCGACCUCAUGGCCAGGUAUAAGAACCUUGUGAAAGACUUGCCCAAAGUGGCAGAGGAGGAUUCAGCGGUCUCGGCGCAGGAGGUGAACGCUUCAACGUCAUUUCGCCGACCACUCGCCAGGAGCCUCAAGGAUAAUGCAGAUCGAGGAACUCGACGUGGGGAUGGCUAUGAUAGCUCACAGUCAUACGGGGCCGUGGGCGCUCCGAUUGGAGCGCGCAAGCAGCCGGUGCCCAGUGCCAGCAGCGCAGUAGAUCGAGGCCGUGCCGUGGCCAACGCUUCUUGGGGUGAUGACAGGUCUUGGCGUGAUUCUCCACGUGCCGAAAGUGAAAGGAGAGAUGACUGGUCAGCUGAUAGAAGGCCCGACGCUGAUCCCUUGCCCAUCGGCAUGCACGCGCCUCGCAACAACAGCAGGGAAAGAGAGAUCAUUCCAAGUUCAAGGCAGCGCGCCUUGCCGAUUGGGGCACCGUUGCGCGGCAGUGCCGGCCAGCGCUAUCGAGCCACACAGGAUGACUCAUUGAGACACGAUCUGCCACAACGCCGCAGCAGGAGUCGAAGCUUGGCCCGACGUUCAGGUGCGGGUUCGCAGCCCAUUCCCAGUGCAGCCAGACAUAGGCAGGUUGGGAAGCCGCUCACCUGGAGUCACAGAGCACAUGCAAACUGAGGAGCUACCGUCAGACGCAGCAGUGGCCUUGACAAUACCUGCGAGAAAACAAACGCGCGGAAGAGCACAUUGGACGCUAUGAGUUUGAUGCUUGCAGCUUGGAGUCUCGAC